Molecule: messenger RNA, 1608 nt
Organism: Coniosporium apollinis CBS 100218
Lineage: Eukaryota; Fungi; Ascomycota; Dothideomycetes
Exons: 3
Coding region: 1-1608 (535 amino acids)
Biological process (GO): fungal-type cell wall (1->3)-beta-D-glucan biosynthetic process
Cellular component (GO): cytoplasm; fungal-type cell wall
Molecular function (GO): 1,3-beta-glucanosyltransferase activity
Source: RefSeq, a predicted model, not a curated record
AUGAAGACAGGUCUUGAAUUCGCCGCGACCGCAAUUGCCGCCAUAGGCUUCCUGGCCUCCUCGGUCACUGCGGACGUUGACCCCAUCGUCAUCAAGGGCUCCAAAUUCUUCUACCAGAGCAAUGGCACACAGUUCUUCAUGAAGGGUGUUGCAUACCAGCAGGAUGUCUCAACAAACACUACAGUCACGGAGAGCGUCGAGUAUAGAGAUCCUCUCGCCAAUGAGGCAAAUUGCCGCAGAGAUAUUCCGUUCCUGCAGGAGCUCCAAACAAACACCAUUCGUGUAUACGCCAUUGACCCGGCACAGAAUCACGACGCCUGUAUGCAGCUACUUCAAGAUGCCGGCAUCUACGUCGUAGCGGAUCUUUCGCAGCCGGGCUUAUCUAUCAACCGUGACGACCCUGCCUGGAACGAUGACCUAUACGCGCGCUACACACAAGUGGUGGACGUGCUGGCGGACUACACCAACACACUUGGAUUUUUCGCCGGCAAUGAAGUCUCCAACCAGCCCAAUAAUACCGCUGCAAGCGCGUUUGUCAAGGCUGCGGUUCGCGACACCAAAGCCUACAUUGCGCAAAAAGGCUACCGGAAGAUUGGUGUUGGCUAUGCGACUAAUGACGAUGCUAUAAUCCGCGAGGAUAUGGCUGAUUACUUCAAUUGCGGCAAUACGGAAGAGGCCAUUGACUUCUGGGGCUACAAUAUCUAUUCGUGGUGCGGCAACUCUACAUACAGGGAGUCUGGCUACGAUAGGCAGACAAGCAACUUCGCUUCUUACUCAGUGCCCGUUUUCUUCGCCGAGUAUGGCUGCAACCAAGUCCAGCCUCGUACUUUCACCGACGUUGAGGCUUUGUACAGCGAGCCGAUGACCGACGUGUGGUCUGGUGGUAUCGUCUACAUGUAUUUCCAGGAGGCGAAUGACUACGGUCUUGUAGAAAUCGACGGAAACAAUGUCGAAAGGAACGAGGACUUCACCUAUCUUUCGAGUCAGAUCGCAGCGGCUACGCCUACUGGAGUCGCCAUGAACGACUACAACCCGACCAAUACCGUACCUGCAAACUGCCCAUCGGUGGCCCCUACUUGGGGUGCCGCGUCUUCCCCGCUGCCGCCAACCCCGAACAAGGAGCUUUGCGAAUGCAUGAUGGAUACCUUGACGUGCACAAUCCGGCCUUCAACCAACGAAGACGACUUUGAGGAUCUCUUCGGCACUGUCUGCGGCCUCAGCGAGCAAGCCUGUCAAGGAAUCUACCACAACGGGACGACGGGCGAAUACGGCGCGUACAGCAUGUGCAAUGCUAGGGAGCAACUGGCUUUCGCCUUCAACCAGUACUACCAGGGCCAGCGGAACAACCCAAGCGCUUGUGACUUCGGCGGUGCUGCGGCGACUCAGGCGGCUUCUUCCGCACAGGGCAACUGCGCAGCGCUGAUUAGCCAGGCUGGCACUGCUGGCACAGGCUCCGUCACCUCUGUUCCUAGUGGUGCAGGUGGCUCCAGAAGCUCAACCGCUGCUGCUAGUGCUAUCACUGUCCCAGCCUUCAAUGUCGGUCUGCUUCAACUCGGUGCUUAUAUCCUUGGAGCUACCCUUACCGGCGCGGGCAUGAUUCUUCUAUGA